This is a messenger RNA of Enhydra lutris kenyoni (northern sea otter), 9264 nucleotides long. It is a transcript of the gene BDP1, whose product is annotated as B double prime 1, subunit of RNA polymerase III transcription initiation factor IIIB. NCBI's taxonomy places the organism in Eukaryota, Metazoa, Chordata, Mammalia, Carnivora, Mustelidae. The record is from RefSeq and is a predicted model, not a curated record. Gene Ontology annotation, cellular component: transcription factor TFIIIB complex. Gene Ontology annotation, molecular function: TFIIIC-class transcription factor complex binding. Gene Ontology annotation, biological process: RNA polymerase III preinitiation complex assembly. The transcript has 39 exons. Bases 22 to 6696 code for a protein of 2224 amino acids.
CCCGGGCCCCCUGGCUCCGCCAUGUUCCGCAGGGCACGCCUUAGCGUGAAGCCGAAUGUCAGGCCUGGUGUAGGCGCCAGGGGUUCCACCGCCCCCAACCCCCCACGUGGACAAGAGGCGCCCAGGCCCCAGGAUCCUGCAGCGGCCUCCUCCCCGAAGCUAGCGGAGUCUACAGAUGUGCCCCCGGUGGAUUGCGGGGGAUCUGAACCCCAAGAAAAGGCUCCCAGGAGCAGUGAUGAAAAGACUGACAGUGAGAAUUAUGUUGAAGAAUCCAGUAAAUCUUCCUCUACUGUUUCACAGAGAAGAAAGAGAAUAUCAAGUACUCCUACUCUGGUUAAGCCUGGUGUCACUGUUCCUUCAGAAUCUCAUCCCUUAUCUACAGUUAAUCAAGAAGUUGCACAGCCGAACCCUGUUUCAACAAAAGAGAAACAGCCAUGUUCAGACAGAUAUCGAUUAUAUAAAGCCCAGAAACUAAGAGAAAUAUUAAAAGAAGAAUUGAGGAAAGAGAAGAAGCAAUGGAAAAACAAAUAUGCCAUAAAUGAAAGUCAGAAGCCACCAGAUCGUUCAAAAAUGACUAUGAGAGAUUUCAUAUAUUACCUGCCAGAUAAUAAUCCAAUGACUUCUUCCCUGGAGCAAGAAAAGAAAACUGAAAAAUCUUUGACACCAGUCCAGACAAGAGAGCAAGAAGGUAAGAGUACUCCUGAUACGGCAGAUAAUGAAGAACUAGAAGAAGAGGUGGAUGAUGGGCCACUGCUGGUUCCUCGAGUAAAAGUGGCAGAAGAUGGUUCCAUUAUUUUGGAUGAAGAAAGUUUAACUGUAGAAGUUUUAAGGACAAAGGGCCCCUGUGUGGUUGAGGAAAAUGAUCCCAUAUUUGAACGUGGUUCUACAACUACAUAUUCCAGCUUUAGGAAAAACUAUUAUUCUAAACCAUGGUCAAAUAAAGAAACAGAUAUGUUUUUUUUAGCCAUCAGCAUGGUAGGAACUGACUUUUCUAUGAUCGGACAGCUUUUUCCUCACAGAGCAAGGAUAGAAAUUAAGAACAAAUUUAAACGUGAAGAGAAAACAAAUGGAUGGAGAAUAGACAAAGCCUUUCAGGAAAAGCGCCCUUUUGACUUCGAUUUUUUUGCUCAUUUGCUUCAGAAAGUUCUUGCUGAAGAAGAGAAAAGAAAACAAAAAUCUGUUAAAAAUCAGAGUUUAAAGGAGAAGAAAUCCUCUAAGCCAAGGAAAAAUGUAAAAGUGAAAAAAGUUGCCAGUGAAGGAGGAAAUGAUGAUCCAGAUGUAUCUCCAAGCACCAGAAUUUCAGACACAGAACCAUCUCAAAAGGAUGCUCAGAUAGUUGAAGAAGAACAGCACUCUCAGACUUUAACAGCACAGGAUUCAGAACAGAUUGCAUUAGAAACAGACCUAAAUCAAAAGAAAAGAAGAAGAAAGAAUCAGGAUGAAGUUGGUCAACAAGAAGUAAAAAAUCUUUCAGAAAAUGCCACUGUUCCGUUAGGUCAUUCUAAAGGAGAAACAUACGAAAAUAAAGGUCAGUCUUUAAGGGAGAUAAAUGAAGAUGAAGUCAAUAAGGAACAGAAGCUUUCUUGCAUACAGAAUAUGGAUGACAUUGUGCAUUUAUCCUCCAGUGAAAAAGCUGAGAAAAGAACUGACCCUAUCCUUUCAUCAAGUGGUCAACAAGAUACCACAUCAUUAGGAACUGAAGCUUCAGAAUCAAGCCCUUCAGGUUUGCCUUUAUCAGAAGCUGGAAUUAGUGCACUGUGUGAGGUGAAUAAUGUUGAAAGGAAUUAUACAGAAGAAAGCAGUGUUGACCUAAAAAAUAAAUCAUUGGAAACAGAUCAGUCAGGAAAUGUUAAACUAAUGGGAAGAAGACAACUACAGAGACCUAAACCCAAUUUAUCAAGGGCAGUUGGGAAGAAAUCUGUUCUUUCACAAGGUAAAACAGAUGCAAAGAGCAAGAGUUUACAUGCAGAAACUUCAUUUGAAAAGAAUCAUAUGGAAAAGGAUAAAGUGAAUACAUUGGACAUUUCUGGAAUGGAGAAUAUAGAGAGAGAGAACUCAGAAGCUGAGACUGUAUCUAUUUCUGGUUUGAGUGAAAAAAUUGGUCUGCAGGAAGAUGAUCAAACAAAGACUGUCAGACCAGCACGACUAAUGAGGAGCCGAUUGCAAAGGCCAAAGCCAAAUGUAGGUAAAGCUGCUGAAAGAAAAAUUCUAGCAUCACAGGAAAAAAUUGAGGCCAAUGUAAAAAAGAAUGAAAGUGAAUCCUGUGUUGCUAGAGAUAGUCCUGAACAAGUAGAAGAUCAGUCAUGUAAAAACGUUGACUUUGAAGACAUCACAUUACAGUCUGAGAAAGAAGAUAAUUUUUUCCAAAUGAAUGUUAAUGAAUGUGUAAGUAUUCAAGAGGAUAAGAAGGUCCCUGUUCUAAAGACUCGAUUUCAGAAACCAAAGCCAAAUAUAGGAAGAGGAGCUAGAAGAAGAGAAAUUUUCUCAAAGAAAGAGGUGUCAGAGGAGAUUGAAUCUGGGCAGUUCGCAGCACCUUUGAGAGAAAUUACAAGAAUGGAAGAAACCUUACCAAGGGAGAGCAUAUCAGUGGAGGCUAAUUCUACUAAGGAAAAGGAGUCCUAUUUAGGGAAAACUGAAAGUGACAAGUCUCCAAGAGAGAAAAUACCAGAAAUGAUGUCCAGCACUGUGGAAAUGGAGGCAGAUUGGAAAGAAAUAGGAGGAGAGGUUUCCCCAAGGGACACUAUAUCAGAGGUGUCUGAUAUCACUGAGGAAAGAGUGAAGAAUUUGGAAGAAACUGGAAGAGAGGUUUCCCCAAGGGAUACUGUAUCAGACGUGUCUGAUGUCACUGAGGAAAGAGUGAUAAAUUUGGAGGAAACUAAUGUUAGCAGUGAAGUACUAUCCGUGGUGCAAACACCUGAAGAAGAAGAAAAAAGUUCUGAAAAGGAACUGUCAGGUCACUUGAGUUGUUUGGAGACUUCUUUACAGACUUCUGAACCUGAUAAAACAGACGACCAGGGGAUGCUAUCUCCAGAUGUUCCAGAGCUGUUUUCAAAUACUAAUUUAAGCAAAUCUCUUCCUCAAGAGCAGAAGCCACUUGAAGUUAAACCAGCACCUUUUAUGAGAAGCCGAUUCAAGAGACCAAAACCAAACUUAGCAAGAGCAACUUUAAAGAGAGAGACUACAGAAGCAGAAAAAUAUGUACGUGGGAAGAAAUUGGAAACUGAUAAAACUGAGACUGUUGUGGUGCAGCAGACCAGUGAACAGGUGAACACUCUCCCUUCUCAACAUGGUGUGGCUUCCCUAAUGACAUCAAGAGAAAAAGACAAAUCAGGUCACAGGGAGGAGGAGACUGUAAUAUUCCCAUGUAUACAGCCUGAAAAGGACCUUUCACCUUCAAGUUCUUGUAAUCCUGAAGCGAUGUCUCAGCCUGUACAGACCCAGGAAAAGGAAUUAGUUGUUUCUAUGGGGUCUCAUAGAACAAACACUUUUCAGCAAGAAGUCAAGGAAAGCGUUAUCCCAACUGCUCGAAUAGUAAGGAGCCGACUUCAGAGACCCAGACCAAACAUAACAAAGGCUGGACCGAGGCAAAUAGAAAAAGGUGAAGCUGAAGGCAUAAUUAAGGAAGAAAGAACAGUAGUACAAAAAGAUGAAACAGAGAAGUUCUUGACUGUGCCAAGCUCUCCAGUUGGAACUGAAAUUGAAGUUGUAUCCUCCAAAGUUUCAGAAGGUAUAACGUGUGAAAACCAGAGUCACAUGGUCCUUGCAGAACCUCUUCAUCUUAACAAAAUAAAUGUUUUAGAUGAAAAGAUGAGACAUGAACCUAAAAGGUCUGUUCCUAGUCCAGCGCAUUUGGUAAGAAGGCAGUUCCGAAAGGUUAAGCCAAAUUUGGGACGAGCACAUGGUAAGAAAGAUGAGCCAGGCAUACUAAAAGACAGAGCGAAUGAGAGAGAGGCAAGGAAGCCAGAAGAUAAUUUGCUGCAGCCCCGAGAUUCUGACACCCACCUCCUUCAAAAAGAAAAGGCUGAGUUUCGGACAUCUUUGGAGGUUUCAGCAAGAAAAGAUUGUGUUGAUUCCACGGAGGCUAGUUUGGCCAAAAGCAGUACUCAUUUAGAAGUUGGACCAUCAGGAAGUGUUGGAGGAAAAACUGUAGGGGAUAAUUCUGUAUCUUCAGUUGCUGAAGAGCAGUGUCUCAGUAAACUAUCAAGCUCUCCACAGCUGUUAAAAGAAUCAAAUUACUCUAAAAUUGGUCUGGAUCGAAGAACAACUGCCUCUUCUGAGUGUGAGGUAGAUCAUGGUGGAAGGAGAAUCCAUCGCAGGAUGAAACCAAGUGUCACCAGAGGGCGUGGAUCAAAACGAGUUCGAAGUAAGACCUCUAGGAAGGAACCUCGUGCUUCCAAGGCCACGCUGGUGACUCUUCGGGCUUCACAGGAAGAAGAUGAAGAUGAUGAUGAAGAUUUUGAGCCUGAUUAUGAAGAUGAAAGUUACCAUCUUGCUCCAGAAGAAGUAAACAAAGCUCCAGUGUUUGUUCCCAUUGGUCUUAGGUCUCCCGAACCUGUUUCUGCUCAGAUCGAGGAAACAAUGGAAGAGCUUGAAAUAACUGUGAAUGUACCAGAUAUAGGCAUAGCUGUUGUUGAACAUCCACUGUCAAACACAGAUGUGACUACUCAGGAGAUGAGACAAGAAGAAAAUUUGAAGGCAUUAUCUGUCGAAAUGAACACAGAUGAACAUACCCAAGAUGAAACAGGUACCAGUGAUGGAAGCACUGAAGCUGCUAUAACGUUACUUGCAAUGGGAGAUCUAGUGUUGCAGUCAGAGAUCGGGGCAGAACAGAGUGAUGGAGUAUGUGUACUUCUUGAUGUUCAUUCAAAGGAUAAAAGCUGUGUUCCUUUUAGCCCAGAUAAUGUAAAUCACAAAAUUGUUCGUGAAUGUCAGGAGCUUUCUUCACCUGUCAAUAGUACAUCUCCUUCUUCAUUAGAAGAAAACAAGAUUGUAUUGGAAGAGCAAAGUACUAAAGAAGAAAUUGGUUUAGUGGAGAAAGUAAAGGAAAACGCUGUAUCAACCAGGAAUACAACUUCUGAAGUGACCAGUAAUUUGAGAAUAAGAAGUAGAUUUGCCAAGCCUAAACCAAAUCUUAAGACUUCAGGGACCAGUAGGUUUGGUGUUCAUCAGGAAGUUCCCAAUUUGUUUAUAAACAAAGGAGAAGUGGUAGAAAGUCAAAGAGAAACUGAGAAAAAUAUUUCUGAAGCAACGGAAUUACAAGAUGAAAACCUUGGAUCACUUAGAACAGCAGAGAGUAAGGAGCAGAGCAAAUUGGCUUGUGAACAUGGUAUUGGAGAGACUGCUAUUUCUCAAGAAGCAAAUCUAACUGAAAGAAAUGAUGAUCAGGAAGAGGAAUCUCAAAAGGUUCAGAUAUCAUCAGUUGCUCCAGUUUCCUUUGAGACAAGACCCCAUAUACUUGGUUCAGAUGUGGUUCUCCCUGAGAGUUCUGUCGAAGAGCCCCAGGGAAAGGACUCUAAAGGAGACAAUGUGCUUGCUCUUCAUAUGUCAGAGGAUACACUAACUAGUAUGCCAGAAGUCCAACAAGAGAAUGUAAUCAGUUCUCAAGACUUAACAGUGAAUCUAGUUGCUAAUGUACAUCAAGAUGGUGAGGAUGAACAAGCAUUCAUUUUAACUCUGGUGGAAAUCCCAACCAAUGCUGUAGAAGAAUUUAGUGAUACCAGUGCACAGUUAAUGCCAAACCCUUUACUGCCAGCACCCAUAUUGAUCAAAUCCGUGAAUACAGAAGAAAGGAGUGACAUGAGUGUGAGUUUUCCAGUAACUUCAGUUGGUCUGAAUACCAUGUGUUUAUCUGAUCCUGGAAAAGAUGAUUCUGAAGAGCCUCCUCCUGCUAAUUUGGAUCUUAUAUCUAGGAAGAGAUUUCACUGUAUGCUUGAAGAAAGUGACCAGGUUCCUCCUCCCAAAAAAAGUUUGCUCACUUCAGGAGAUGAUUGUCAAAAUUAUACCUCCGAGGUGUGUUCAAAGGAAAUGAUAAAUGCUUCUGAGGAAACAGGGGAGUCUUACAAGGAACAAGGUAUCUUUCCUACCUCAGGAAGCACACAUAUAACUCCAGAACCUCAGAAAGAGCAACUUGAACCAGCUUUUCAGAGUAUAGGAUCUGGGUCUCUUGAUAAAAUAACAGAUACACAUAUAGAAAAAAGUACAUCUCAGUUACCUCAGGAUGAGAGGAUUGUGUCUGCCAAGGAGGAGGGAACUUGUGCUGCUUCGAAGUCUGAACAAAUGAAUAGCAUUGCAUCAUCUUCAAAAACCCCAUUAUCCAGACCUGGCAGAAGACCCCUGGGAUUUUUGUCUUUAAUAUGUUCAAAGAAUAGUUUGGAGUCUGAUGAACCUACUCAGGUUUAUAAUAAGAAACGUCUAAAACCUCUUAUACCUGUAUCAAGAAAGAAUUUGAAAAGAUCAAAUCCGCUCAGUGAAAGCCAGAAAAAAAUCCAAGAGUCCUCUGAUCAGCCUCCAUCUCCAAGUGUUGUUGAUACUCAAUCUGAGAAUACUGGCAGUUCAGCAACUCAGGCUUCUUGUGAUCGUCCCUUACCAAAAGAAGAAUGUAAAAGUAGCCAAAACCGGGUACCUGAGGAGGAGCCAACCACAGUCUCAGAAUAUUUCUUUGGUGAUAUCUUUAUCGAAGUAGAUGAAACAGAAUAAAAGUCUUUUUUUUUUUUUUUUUAAUUUUUUUAAGUCUAGGAUUUCCAGAGUCAAAUAUCAACUAAGCAGUAUUUAGAAAAAAGCAUCACUGGCUAUUUUUCUUUAGAUUGAUUUUGAAUAUUUAAGAGCUUGAUUUGAAGCUUUUAUAAUCAGUGGAAAACAUUGCUGAGGUUCCUUUCAUUCUGAUUGAUUCAGCAUUUUGGAAAUACAAAUGUUGUAUUAAGACUGCUCAAUUAAGACUGCUUCUGCGACAGAAAUGCUUCUCUUGUUCACAUUUUGACUCUUCCUGUGCUGAACACACGUGGACAUUUUGGAGUGCUGUGGGUAAACUCUCUGUAUAAAUCACAGUGCCGACUUAUUUGGAGGUGGAUUGUAUUUAGCAUUUAGUGAACUUCUUUUGUAAAGGUUUUUUUCUGUUUUUUUGUUUGUUUGUUUUUGUGUUUUGUUUGUUUUGCUGAAGGCCUUUACAGUUGCCUCUAAGUAUAUGAAAGCAUAUUGUGAGACUCCACUUUAGUAUGGUAAAUGUUAAAAACUUUUCUAUUAUCAGCUAUUUGACUGGAAAAUAUGUAUUUUUCUAAUUCAUGUUGAUGUAACAUUAGUCCUAAUUGAACAAGUAGUAUUUAAACUUAUUUAUAAAAAUGAAACAUCAAAAAGUUUAUUUAUUUUUAAAUUUUUUAUUUAAAAGAAUAUUCAGUUUUAAUUAUUUUCACCACUCAGAUUAUGGGUAAAGACAACAUUGACAAAUUUGUGUUUGUCCCUUUUCCCUUUAAUUUUUAAAGAUAUUUAUAGUUAUAUCACUAAAAGUAUUUGGAUACAUUUUUUUCUCAUAGUUUAGUAUAUUGAAUUUGUACUGUGAAGUUUUUGUUUUUCUUAUUUUUUUGGAUAAUCUCAGGAUUUGUAUGGGAAAAAAACCCUUAAUUUAUGAGGGAGAUUUGCAUACAAAAUUCAGUCCCUUUUACACACACACACACUCACAUACAUUCCUUUUUUUAAAAACUAAUUUCUUGAUAGUUUUUUCCCCCAUUAAAUUUUGCUUAAGGGGCUCUUAGGCCUUUAAGCACAGAACAUAAUUGUGAUAUUAAAACAGAAAAUAAGAUAAUAAGAUUUUAUUUAGUCAGUGAUUAUCAUCAGUAUUAAUUUAAGGGUUGUUUUUGAUUUCAAAAUUUUGCUUUUUAUAUAUGUAAUUCCAUUAUCUACCCAAGCAAAUCUUCGGUGGUUCAAAUCAAACUUCUCAAAAACAAAUUUGUUCUUUUACUUGAAAAGCCUCAGAGCAGGAGUCGGAAACAUUUUCUGCAAAAUAUUCUUGAAUUUGCAGGCUGGAUGGCCUCUGUGGCAGCUGUUCAUUUAUGCUGUUUCAGUGUGAAAACAGCCACAGACAACACUGAAGGGAUUGACAUGGCUGUAAUGGGCUCUUCAUUUGACCCCUAUAUUAGAUAGUAAUUUUCUUACCUUAAGGUGCUGACAUUUUAUCUUUGACAUAUCUGUCAUUGAAGGUAUUAGUUGUGCAUCACAAUUAAAACUGUGAUGACUGCAUUACAAAAUGACCAGUAUUUCAACUGGGAAGAUAUUUUAAUGUCUAGAUAAUUGUGUUUGUAUAUUGAAAAAAAUAGUGGCGAAUUUUCAACUUCAUUAGUAAAAUAGGAUGUGGUUCAGCAAAUGUAACAGUAAUCCUAAAAUUGCUAUUAGAGCAUUUCUUAUUCAUUGCUUUAUAGUGAAAUUUAUAAUUUAACUUUUGUGUCAUCAAGGAGGAUCUAUAAAUCUUGAGUGGAAAUUCUCAGUAGGUAUGCAUUAAUUUAUUUCAUGUGAUUAAUACGUCACAAAAAUCAUGGUUGUCAAUCACAUAGCUAUUUUAAUGCCCUGUUUUUAUAAAUUUUUUAAAGUCUUAUAUUUUGAAACACUUUCUUUCAUUUAAUCUUAGUUUGGAUGUUAGGUUGCCACAGUUAAACUAUUAUUUUAUCCCUUGUGUAAUAUUUAUUUUUUAACUUUGUUAACAUCUGUCUCUUGUUCAACUAUAAUGAAUUCAUUUUAUGGAAGGUGUAACUUCUUACUAUAUAAAAAAAUAAUUUUAUCUUUGGGUAUUCAUUGUGUAAGAGAAUCAAGUCAGCCAAGAUAAAUUGUCCUACUAUUAUAUCCUUCAAACUAAUCUGGGAAAAUAAGAAACUUAAUCAUUGUAUUUACCUUACAAGGUGGAAAGAAUUAGUCACACCCUUUGUUUAUAUUCCUGUAAAGAUGAUGUUGUGAAGAAUUAUUUUGUAAAUCUGAAAGGAGGUAUGAAUAAUGGUCUUUGUUUUCUUGACUUUUCCUCCUGAAUACUUAUAUUUUAGCAAGUGGUCAACAUGAUGAUUUUAAAAGCUUAACUGUUGGUAAAUGAUUGAGGCACAGUUAAAAAUACGAGUAUCUGCUGCUUACCACCAUGUUAUUCAAAUUAGAAGUGACCAUAUAUACUCUCUUGCUUGAAGGAGUUUUUGACAAAAAAGCAAUACCUGUCAUUUGUAAAUUUUCUUGUUCUAAAGAAAGCAGUUAUGUUCUAUAGAUAUAAAUUAUGUAAAUAAAAGUUAUUUUAUACUA